AAGGAGAUCCAUUUUUGAUCCGCAUAUGGUGAUGAUUCUGGUGACUGGCGCCAGUGGUUAUCUCGGCGGAAGACUCUGCCGCGCUCUGCUGAGCCAAGGCUACUCCAUUCGCGCCUUGGUGCGACCGACCAGCGACCUCUCUUCCCUUCCUUCAUCCUCCGACGACGCCGCGCUCGAGUUUGCCUACGGUGACGUCACGGACCACCGCUCCCUACUGGAUGCCUGCUCCGGCUGCAACGUUAUCUUCCACGCCGCGGCCCUCGUCGAGGCCUGGAUCCCAGAUCCAUCUCGGUUCUUCACUGUUAUUGUCCACGGGCUGAAGAACGUGCUCCAAGCAGCUAAAGAGACGAAGACGGUCGAGAAGAUUGUAUACACGUCGUCGUUGAUCGCUCUCGGGCCAACGGACGGAUAUAUCGCUGAUGAAAAUCAAGUGCAUCCAGAGAAGUUUUUCUCCACGGAGUAUGAAAGAGCGAAGACUUUGGCGGAUAAGGUUGCCUUACAAGCUGCAUCGGAAGGAGUGCCGAUCGUCUUGGUUUAUCCCGGUGUUAUUUUUGGCCCAGGCAAGCUCACCUCCGGCAAUGCUGUUGCACGAGUG
Molecule: messenger RNA, 595 nt
Organism: Rubroshorea leprosula
Lineage: Eukaryota; Viridiplantae; Streptophyta; Magnoliopsida; Malvales; Dipterocarpaceae
Source: the annotation of a GenBank genome assembly